Messenger RNA from Lactuca virosa, 5584 nucleotides. The record is from the annotation of a GenBank genome assembly. Lineage: Eukaryota; Viridiplantae; Streptophyta; Magnoliopsida; Asterales; Asteraceae.
AGGUCUGUGUAAAAGCUAAAAUAUUGAAAGAUGGAGUUUGUAUCUGCAAUCAUCAGUCCUAUUAUCAUCGACUCUUUGAUGGUUCCAGUCAAGAAACAGUUGGGAUAUAUAUUUUCCUCCACAAAACAUGUUAGGAACAUGAAUACUAGAAUGAAGCAACUAGAUGGUACAAGCCAUGAUGUAAAAAAUCACAUGGAAACAAACAACAUAAGUAAUCUGGAGAUACCUUCUCGUGUAACAGGGUGGUUGGAAGAUGUCAAAAAGGUUAAAGAAGAUGCUAAAAACAUUUCAAAUACCGGGACCGGAUGUUUUAACAUGAAAAUGAGGUAUCGAGCGGGAAGGAAUGCAUUCAAGAUCACGGAGGAGAUGGAAAGUCUUAUUGAUGAAAAUAGUAAGAUAAUUUGGAGUGAUGCUCAAAAACCUCUUGGGAAAGUGAACUCGAAAAUCACAUCCUGUUCUGCACACUCGGAUGGUGAUGCCCUCCAACAAAAUCACUUCAAAUCGAGAGAGAAGUCUUUUAAGAAAGCCUUCGAGUCCCUCCAACAAGAUCACACAAGCAAAGUGAUAGCCCUAUGUGGAAUGGGUGGUGUUGGGAAAACCACAAUGAUGGAACAACUGAAAAAGACUGCAGAAGAUAAGAAAACGUUUGAUUAUGUUGUGAAGGUGGUUAUUGGGCAACAAAUUAACAUGUUUUCUAUUCAACAAGCUGUGGCAGAAUACAUGGGCCAAUUCCUCACAGAAACUAGUAACACUGCAAGAGCAGAUCGUCUUCGUAUAACAUUUGGGAACCUUCCAGAAGGUAGAAGAAAGGUUUUACUGAUAUUAGAUGAUGUGUGGGAAACGAUUGAACUCAAAGAUAUUGGAUUAAUUCCUUUUCCCAAUGGCUUCAAGUUGUUGCUGACAUCACGAAAUCAAAAUAUUUGCAAUAAAAUUGCAGUAGAAGCUGAUUCGGAUUUGACACUAGUUAGAGUGGAUGUGAUGGAGGAGCUCGAAGCACAAAACUUCUUUUGGCAAAUCACAGGAGUUUCAGAACAACAUGAUGUGGAGCUCAAUCAAAUUGGAUGUAAAGUUGUCAGAAGAUGUGGUUUUUUGCCCCUUGCCAUUAAACUUAUUGCCACAACCCUUAAGUCGCAAGAAGUGUUUGUAUGGAGAGAUACGCUUCAACAUUUGAAGAAGAAAAAUCUAGAUGACAGCGUGCAAGAAGUUAUUGAGAUAAGCUAUAACUAUAUAAAAAAAGAGGAGGAAAAAGCGAUUUUUCUUCUGUGUUGCUUGUUUCCUGAUGACUUUGAUAUUCCAAUCGAAGAACUCACAAGAUAUGCUUGGGGUCUACAGUUGUUAAGUGAAGUUUCUACUUUGGGAGAUGCAAGAGACAGGACAAAAACAUGUGUGCAGAAUCUCAAAAGUGCAAAUUUGUUGAUGAAUAGUGAUGAUGAUGGGUGUGUCAAAAUGCAUGAUCUUGUGCUUGCUUUUGUGUUAGGUAGAGUUUCUAAAGGUGACCAUCCAUGGAUAAUCAACCAUGGUGAUAUUUCAAAGUGGAGUAGAGCUUGCAAAAGAGUUUCUAUUACUUGCACGGGUAUGUCUGAGUUUCCCAGAGAUUUUUGGUACCCGAACUUAUCUCUUUUGAGACUUAUGCAUGGAGAUAAGUCGCUUAGGUUUCCUGAAGAUUUUUAUGAAAGAAUGGAAAGUCUUGAAGUUGUAGCAUAUGAAAAAAUGCAGUACCCAUUGAUUCCCAGAUCACUUCAAUGCUCCACCAAGCUACGAACACUCAUUCUCCAUCAGUGCCUAUUGAUGUUUGAUUGCUCUGUUAUUGGUGAAUUAUUGAAUCUGGAAGUGCUCAGUUUUGCACAUUGUGGCCUCAGAAAGCUACCAUCCACAAUUGGAAAUUUGAAGAAGCUAAAGCUAUUGGAUUUGACGGGUUGUGUCAAUCUUCGUAUUGAUGACGGUGUCUUGAGAAAUUUGGUCAACUUGGAAGAGCUGUAUAUGAGAGCUGUUGAUGGAUACGCUAUUCACUUCACAGAUGGAAAUCGUGAUGAAUUAGCAGAACUUUCACAGAAUCUUUUUGCAUUAGAAGUUGAGUUCCAUUGCUACAAGGUUAAGCCCGAGAAUAUGUUGUUUACGAAACUUCAAAGGUUCAGGAUCUCCAUGGGACGUAGUAUAGCAGACAAUCCGGGCUUAAAGAUGCACCCAUUCGCAAACACGUUGAUGUUGGUCACUAAAAAAGAUGAGUUAUUGGAAUCUCGAAUAAAUCAGUUGUUUAAGAAAACAGAGGUGCUUUAUUUAGAAGUGGAUGGUAUGAAUGUUCUUGAAGAAGUUCUAGUGGGCUCUGUUCCUAUUCACCAUCAGUCGUUUAAUAAUCUAAAAAUCCUUGAUGUUUUCAAGUGUGCAAACUUGAGAUACCUCUUCACAGUCCCUAUAGCAAGUGGUUUGACAAAGCUUACGCGUCUAACAGUUUCACAGUGCCCUAUUCUGGAAGUACUUGCACAUAGUGAGAAUGGUGGAGCUGGGAUCAUUAAGUUUCAAGGGCUAAAGUUUCUUUCUUUGGAUAGGUUACCAAAGUUUGUAGGUUUUUGCCACACGGUUAAUGUCAUUGAGCUACCACAGCUGGUGGAGUUGAGACUUGAUUGCCUUCCUCAUUUCACUAGUAUUUAUUCUGAGAAUACAUGUGCAACAUCUUCUAUGUCCAGUAAUAAAUCUGCACUUCAACCCUUCUUCAACAAACAGGUGCUGAUUCCUAAGUUGGAGAUAUUGAAAGUUCAGAGGAUGAAUAAGCUGAAAGAGAUAUGGCCUUAUCAAUUUAGUAGUAGUGACGAAGUUAAUGCCUGUUUGUUGAGACAGAUUGAAGUGAGAGAAUGUGAUAAUCUUGUGAAUCUGUUUCCAACCAAUCCCAUGUCUUUGCUGGGUCAUCUGGAAGAGCUUCAUGUUUCAUUAUGUGGAGGCAUUGAAGUGUUAUUUAACAUCAACAUGAGUUGUAUUGGUGAAAUUGAAGAAUUCAGUAGCAAGUUGAGACACAUUAAAGUAUAUAGGUUGGAUAAGCUAAGAGAGUUGUGGAGGAUGAAAGGUGCAAUUAGCUCUGAUAUCCUUAUCCGUAGCUUUCAAGCUGUUGAAAGGAUAGAUAUAGAAACAUGUGUGAGCUUUGUAAACGUAUUCACUCCGACUCUCACCAAUUCUGAUGUGAGCACACUUAUGAAUGUGAGUAUAGAUGGUUUGAGACCUUGGGAGGAAACCGGGAGAAACAUUGAAUUGGUUCAGAAAAGCCAAGAGAUUGAUGUUAUAGUGAAUGGGGAGAUUUUAGAGGAGCAUGGUAGUAUUCCUGACGUUGGAUUAUCAAAUCAUCCGAAAUUUAUUUUUCAUCACCUUAAAGAACUUAAAGUAUGGGGCUGUAAGGAUGUUGAAGUGGUGUUUGAGAUGGAGAGUUCCAGUAGCAGUCGCACAGAUUUCACAACAAUUCUGCAUAAUCAUCAACCACUACUACUACUUCCCUAUCUCAAUGAUUUAUAUUUACGAGAUAUGGAGAGGAUUAGUGAUGUGUGGAAGUGCAACUGGAACAAACUUGUAAUUCCUCAAAACCAAUCACAAUCCUCAUUCCACAAUCUCACAAACAUAUACAUGAAUAAUUGCAAUAGCGUAAAGUACUUAUUUUCACCUCUCAUGGGCAAACUUCUUCCCAACUUAAAGGAGGUAAGGAUAUAUUCUUGUGAUGGUAUUGAAGAAGUUGUUUCAAAUAGAGAUAUUGAUGAAAAUGAAGAAAUGGAAGGUACAUCUACUCACACAAACACCAUAUCCUUCCCUCAUCUUGAAAGCCUCGAGCUUCAUUUUCUGCCAGUGCUAAAGAGUAUCGAUGGCGGUACUACAGUCACAACUACUUCCACCCAUGAUCAGUUCAAGCGUUCUCAAGUCGAUGUUGCUUCUUGGUUCUUAUGCCAAUACACCAAAAAGAUUGAUAUACUUUGCUGUGAUGCCCUAUCAAGAGUGUUUCCACCCUACCUAGUGGGGCAACUGCAUAAGAUUGAAGAGUUGAGUAUAUCAGGAUGCAAUUCAAUGAUGGUGAUAUUUGAAAGUGAAGGGGUCAACAAUGAUGGUGUUCAUAGUAGGAAUGUUGGUCGUGGAAAUGAUGAUACAACUUGUAGUGCAAUCACCAUCCCAAGGUCGGCAAAUAUGACUUUGCUUCAAUUGCCUAACCUAACGAUAUUGAAAAUAAAAAAUUGUGAUGUUUUGGAAUAUAUAUUCACAAGUUCCACACUUGAAAGCCUCAAGCAACUCAAAGAAUUGACUGUAGAAGAGUGCAAGGCAAUGCAAGUGAUUGUGAAGGAAGAUGGAGACCACACAGAAACAUCAACAACUAUAGUCUUCCCUCGUCUGAAGUCUCUUACACUAGUAGGUUUACCAGAUCUUAAGGGUUUCUUCUUGGGGAUGAAUGAGUUCAGAUGGUCAGUAUUAGAAAAGUUUAAGAUGUAUGGCUGCCCACAAAUGAUGAUUUUCACAUCUGGCCACUCGAUGGCUCCGAAACUCAAUUACAUACAUACAGGGUUAGGCAAGCAUAGUCUUGAAUGUGGCCUCAACUUCCAUUUGACCAAUACUACACAUGAGACUCAACUCCGUAUGUGCUCUACUCCAUACAUGAAAAAGCUGUUUCAGUUCUCUUGGUCUUUUUCAAAUUUAGUUGAAGUCGAUACACAAUGGUUUGACAAACUGUUGAAAAGCCGCAUAAUUUUUCCAUGCAACGAGUUGCUGAAUCUGAAGAAUCUUGAAAAGAUUUAUAUUACCAAAUUACCCACUUAUUCUAAAUCCACAAUAGAGGAGGUAUUUGAAGUAUUACAAGGAACAAGCAAUGAUGCGAAAGAAACACAUUCUGUUGUGGUAGUUCCAAAGCUAAAGGAGGUGGCUCUGGAUCGACUAGAUAAACUAAAACAUAUGUGGAAGAUCAAUCAGCAGAUAGUGUUGAACUUUCCAAACCUUACAAAGGUGUCAAUUAAAAGAUGUCCACGUCUUGGACACGUUUUCACGUGUUGCAUGGUUGGUAGUCUAUUGCACCUGCAAGAGCUACGGAUAAGUGACUGCAGGAAUAUGGAUGUGAUUGUCAAGCAAGUUGAAGAUUCCGAAAUUAGACCCACCGAGGUUGUGUUCCCUUGUCUAAAAUCCCUAACACUUCACAACCUUCCAAAUCUUAAGGGAUUUUUCCUGGGGAAGGAGGCUUUUGAAUGGCCAUUGUUAGAGGCUUUGGAAAUCAAAGAUUGUCCAAAAAUAACAGUUUUCACAAAUGGGCAAUCAACUACUCCGGAGCUGAAGUUAAUGGAUACAACUUUUGGAUUGUGUCAUGUAAUGGAAGACCCAAACUCUUUUAUAAAGACCAAACAACAAGAGGGAUGGCAGUUCUAGUGAAAUUUCAAAUUAAUUCACACAUGCUGUUUGGUGCACUUUAGAGUUACCAUAGGUAAGAUUAUAUCGUACACUUGUUUCCUUCAUCCUAAUCAUGUCCAUGUUUCUCUACCUUAAUUAUCUGAUUGAAUUGACUUGAUGCCAUAAUUGCUUGCUUACUCUUUCAAUCCAGGUUAUUGAACUUCUAGUUUCAACCAAUCUCAUGUAU